Schizosaccharomyces osmophilus is the source of this 792-nucleotide messenger RNA. It is a transcript of the gene slx1, whose product is annotated as structure-specific endonuclease catalytic subunit Slx1. The transcript is spliced from 2 exons. The coding region runs from base 1 to 792 and encodes 263 amino acids. Gene Ontology annotation, biological process: double-strand break repair via homologous recombination. Gene Ontology annotation, cellular component: Slx1-Slx4 complex. NCBI's taxonomy places the organism in Eukaryota, Fungi, Ascomycota, Schizosaccharomycetes, Schizosaccharomycetales, Schizosaccharomycetaceae. Gene Ontology annotation, molecular function: crossover junction DNA endonuclease activity; 5'-flap endonuclease activity. The record is from RefSeq and is a predicted model, not a curated record.
AUGUCGCAUCAAGAGCAUUCUUUUUAUUGUUGUUAUUUAAUUCAAUCUAAGAAAACGGCUUCUAGUAGAUCUCUCUAUAUUGGUUCGACCCCUAAUCCAAUUCGACGCCUUCGACAACACAACGGAGAGAUACAAGGAGGAGCCUGGAAGACGAGGAAUGGACGACCGUGGAUCAUACUUUGUCUUGUGCAUGGUUUUCCUAACAAAACUUCAGCAUUACAAUUUGAAUGGAUUUGGCAGCAUCCCAAUAUAUCUAGGCACACCAAGAAUAAGGAAGAAAGUGUUAAAAAAACGCUGAGCUUAAACAGCUCUUUAGUUGCUCUCCAGCAAAUUGUGUCCUGUAAUUGUUGGAAACGAUGGCCUCUGGAAAUAACCUUUUUUUCCCAGCAAGCUUUUGAAAAAUGGAACGCAAUAAGCAAAGGGAACACUUCUGUAAAGUUUAGCAUGGAAGAACGGGAAAUAAUGGACUUUUACAACAAGGUUUCCGAAGUAGAAUUGAUCAAGUUCCCGUCAAAGAACAAGGUGAAUCGAAAAUCCAUUUGUGAUAUAUGUCUUCGUGGACUUCACGAAGGGGAUUCAUUGCUUUAUUGUUUGUACGAUGAUUGUGACAUGACGAGUCAUACAACGUGCUUGGCAACUCAUUAUUUAGAAAGCGAGGAGCAUAUUUUACCAGUUAUGGGCCGUUGCAUUCUAUGCUUACGAAAUCUUCAGUGGAGCAAACUCAUUAAAACCAUUCAGAAUAUGAAACGGGAUGAUAACGACAUUGACAACCAAACGAGCAGUCAAGAAUAG